This is a messenger RNA of Entrophospora sp. SA101, 171 nucleotides long. Lineage: Eukaryota; Fungi; Glomeromycota; Glomeromycetes; Entrophosporales; Entrophosporaceae. The record is from the annotation of a GenBank genome assembly.
AUGAGAUAUGAUGAAGAAAUAAAACAAAUGUUAACUGAAAUAUCAGCCAUAUCAGACAUCAAUAAAGGUGAAGCUUUUUUAAUUAAAUAUAGUCAUAAAGAAUUGUAUACAAAUUUUGAAGAAAAGACAAUGAUUAUCAACUUAAUUAUAUCAACUAUCAAGAUAUUGUGA